AUGAGUCAGGCUUUGGUACUACCGGCAUCUCUACGACAAGGCAUGAGGCUCUCUACGAGCGCCCUUCAGUCAAUGGUUGCAGUUGACCGUCUUGCAGCUUAUGCGACUAGUCUGCCUCGUGAGGGUGAGAAUGAGCGUGCCUUGGAGUACCGCUUUUCUCUCGAGCAAUCGUGGCCGAACUCCGGGGAGAUAGUUGUUCGGAACGUGAGUGUCUCUCAUCGUCAGGAAUUCAGCCGGGAGACAUCCUCUGCUUUGCAGCAAAUGUCAUUCAAGAUCCCAGGCGGUAUACAUAUUGCCGUUGUAGGUCCUACAGGUGGAGGUAAAUCGACUCUUGUCGCCCUACUCCUUCGCCUACUCGAUCCCACGAUGGGCACGGUAACUCUGGAUGGCAUACCGAUGAUGGACAUUCCACUACAUGUCUUGCGGUCCCAUCUCGUUGCAAUCCCUCACGAUGCCGUCUCGUUCCCCAAUAGCACUGUCCGAGAGGCUGUCGAUCCAAAGGGCAGCCAUUCUCGUGAGGAAAUCAUUCGUAUUCUCUCGGACUUGGAGAGGGUGGCCGGACUGCAUAGUCAGGCACCUCUCGCACUCGACGAACCUGUUGAUGAGCAGGUCGCUCAAGGGACAGGGAGGGCACAGUUGAUAGCCUUGGCAUCCAUGAUACUUCAAAACCCACGGGUAUGCGUACUAGAUGAGACACUCGGAGGACUAAGCGUCCAAGCGGAUGUUGAAGUUACGAAGAUGGUAAAAGAGGCACUGAGAGGCAGCACCAUGAUCGCCGUCACGCAUCGCAUGGAGGCUGCUAUGCUUUUUGAGCGAGUACUUGUCCUUGAUCAAGGCAGGAUACAGGCUUAUGGAGACCUGAUGGAUGUGUGGAAUAAGAGUGAGUUUUUUAGGAAGGCAUGUGAUAGAGACGGAGUCACACUCGAGAAGAUCAGGGGAGUUAGGAUAGAAAAUUAG
This is a messenger RNA of Colletotrichum scovillei, 957 nucleotides long. Its product is annotated as ABC transporter family protein. Gene Ontology annotation, cellular component: membrane. The transcript has a single exon. Gene Ontology annotation, molecular function: ATP binding; ATP hydrolysis activity; ATPase-coupled transmembrane transporter activity. The record is from RefSeq and is a predicted model, not a curated record. Gene Ontology annotation, biological process: transmembrane transport. Bases 1 to 957 code for a protein of 318 amino acids. Lineage: Eukaryota; Fungi; Ascomycota; Sordariomycetes; Glomerellales; Glomerellaceae.